Messenger RNA from Miniopterus natalensis, 3074 nucleotides. RefSeq names its product dehydrodolichyl diphosphate synthase subunit (gene DHDDS). The record is from RefSeq and is a predicted model, not a curated record. Gene Ontology annotation, cellular component: dehydrodolichyl diphosphate synthase complex; endoplasmic reticulum. Gene Ontology annotation, molecular function: ditrans,polycis-polyprenyl diphosphate synthase [(2E,6E)-farnesyl diphosphate specific] activity. Gene Ontology annotation, biological process: polyprenol biosynthetic process. NCBI's taxonomy places the organism in Eukaryota, Metazoa, Chordata, Mammalia, Chiroptera, Miniopteridae.
AAGUGUUGGUCCCAAAGAGCUGUUGGAAGGCGCCGGGAGGAGCCGAGCAGAUUCUGUGUUCUAGCGGUUAACCAGAGGAGAGAGGUUACCUAGCUGAUAUCUUCUUAUUCUGGGCUUCUGCUUGGGCAAGAACUAUGUCAUGGAUCAAGGAAGGAAAGUUGUCACUGUGGGAGCGGUUCUGUGCCAACAUCAUAAAGGCAGGCCCAAUACCCAAACACAUUGCAUUUAUAAUGGAUGGGAACCGUCGCUAUGCCAAGAAGUGCCAAGUGGAGCGUCAGGAGGGCCACUUACAGGGCUUCAACAAGCUGGCUGAGACUCUGCACUGGUGUUUGAACCUGGGCAUCCGAGAGGUGACGGUGUACGCGUUCAGCAUUGAGAACUUCAAACGUUCCAAGAGUGAAGUAGCCGGGCUAAUGGAUAUGGCCCGGCAGAAGUUCGGCCGUUUGCUGGAAGAACAGGAGAAACUGCAGAAGCAUGGGGUAUGUAUCCGGGUCCUAGGUGAUCUGCAUCUGUUGCCCUUGGAUCUGCAGGAGCUGAUUGCACAAGCUGUGCAGGCCACCAAGAACUACAACCAGUGUUUCCUGAACGUCUGCUUUGCAUACACGUCCCGUCACGAGAUCAGCAAUGCUGUGAGAGAGAUGGCCUGGGGAGUGGAGCAGGGUCUGUUGGAUCCCAGCGAUGUCUCUGAGUCUCUGCUUGAAAAGUGCCUCUAUACCUACCACUCUCCUAAUCCUGACAUCUUGAUACGGACUUCUGGGGAAGUGAGGCUCAGUGACUUCCUGCUCUGGCAGACCUCCCACUCCUGCCUGGUGUUCCAGCCUGUUCUGUGGCCAGAAUACAUGUUUUGGAACCUCUGUGAAGCCAUCCUGCAGUUUCAAAUCAACCAUAGCAUGCUUCAGCAGAAGGCCCGAGACAAGUAUGCAGAGGAUCGGAAGAGGCAGCAGCUGGAGAGGGACCAGGCUGCAGUGACAGAGCAGCUGCUGCAAGAGGGGCUCCAGGCCAGUGGGGAUGCCCAGCUCCGACGGACACGGUUGCACAAACUCUCAGCCAAACGGGAAGAGCGAGUCCAAGGCUUCCUGCAGGCCUUGGAACUCAAGCGGGCUGACUGGCUGGCACGUCUGGGCACUGCAUCAGCCUAAGUGAUGCUGGCCUGCUACUUUGCCCUGCCCUCUGCCUCCAGGGCCCCACUCCCCUUUCUUUUCUUGAAGGGUAACUCCCUCCUGAUGAUGAAUUGUGUUCCCUUUGCUUGGCAGGGAGCCCCAGUGGCCAGUUUAUGUGGGCCAUAGAUACCUUUGAGUUGUGUGGGACAGUGGUCCUUGGGAGGGUUGAGGCUGAGUCUCCCACAAGUACACUAAAUGCAGCUCUCAUCACCAAUAGGUUUGGAGAACAGGUGGCCCCAGCUCUUCUGCUGCCUGCUCCUUCCAUCUUUGCCACCUCUACCUGUGCUCCUAGAUGCACUCCCCUCCACCCAGCACCUCCUUCAACACACAAUUGUGGGGAAGAGGUCUCCCCAAACCUUCACCCUUUACCCAUCCAUCUUAGCCUUCCGUCUGACUUUCACAAAAGAUUUGGCUCCACCUCAGAUCUGCUGGUAAAUAGCUAAUUGGCAGCUUGCGUCAUUUGGGCUAGGAAGGAAAGGGAGAGAUGGAAAGAAAAUUUGCCCAUCUGCUGAUCCUCCCCCUUGGCUCUCCACCUGGGAUUUGCUAUUGAAUCUCUACCCCCUCCCACCACGCAGUGCUGAUUGCUCACUGAAAGGCUCAGCGCCCCCAAUGGCGCAGAAGCCAGGCGGGUGAUUACAAUCCAAUUACCUAUUGUCAACUCAGCCCACACAAGCUUUCCUCCUCUUGCAGGGCAUGGGGCCAGACUCCAGGGUAAAAGAAGGGCCUUAUAGACCCUGGUGGGUCUAGUCCAGCACAGACCUCUUUCCCUGGAACACAUCAGAACCAAAAACACAGAAAGUACCACUUCCCAACUGACUGCCUCUUCCCUCACCAUCUCAGACUCUGCCUCCCACUCCCUCAAUCUUUGAGGCUUCUCUCAGCUUUUUGGCCUGGCCCCCUAAGUAGGCCCUGAGACGAUUUAUUCUCAGCUUGUCAGUGUCAGCUUGUGAGAGCCGUGGCUGCCCAGCAGGAAGGAGAGGGUUGAGUCAAGGGCUGUGUCCUUUCCCUUACCUCUCCCUGCCAGGCCUCACUGCAGAGCUGCUGAGAGGAUUAGUGCCUUUGAAGAGCUAUCUGCCUGAGCAUCUCUGCUUCAGGUGCCCCAGAGCAGCAGUACCAACCAAUGGCUACUCUUCAGUCUUUCCAUUUUACUCUCCGCAAACUUUUCCCUAGCACCUCCCCUCUAGGGGAAGGGUGGGGUCUUGCAAGAGUGUACUCUUUAACCCCCGACUUCCCUAUACUCUAGUCUCCCUGCCUUCCGCCUAAAUACCCGACACUAGAAAAUCAAAUUUAAAUGUCAGACACUAUGAUUGAGAAUUAGAUCAAUGCAAGCCUCCCUCACACCUGGCACAGGGUUCCGAGAGAGCAGGUGCUGUACAUUUUCCAGCUUUACAAUGGGGCAGUUGACAGCCUCAAUUAGGGAGGCAUGAAUUAUGGGGCUAUAAUGCAGAGCCCUACAAUUAAGGGAAUGAGGGGCUGGAGGCAGCAAACAAUCUGCCCUGUGAGCAUGACGGAGUCUUGUCUCUGUUCUGGGUUUCCCCUGAUAUGAUUAGGGUACAGAAGAAGUGAUUAAUGGGGCUGGUAUCUCUCUUUGGCCUGAGGUCCUGUAUCCUGGGAAAGGUAGGCAGGUUGAGAUGGGGAGGGGCUGCCCCAGGAGCAUUGUAGAGGUAGGCAAGAGAAGAGACUGAGGGGCCUGUGCUGCCCAGGAGCAGGGCUGCAAAUGAUUUGAACUCGUGGUUGCUCUCUACCUGUGUAGAGAUUUGUACCAACCAGCUUAAACCCUUGCGUCAAUAAACUAGAUGGGACCUAUUUAAAUGUCCUCCCACCUGUGAGCCAAGCCCCCAAUUGAGGAUAUUUAUCAUGUUCUUGUGUUCUCCUGGGUGUCAAAUAGAAAUUUAAGAACUCUUAGAUGUAAAA